AUGUCAAGAUAGUUCGAUAAUAGCAUAUAAGAUUAAUCAUAAAACUAUGAUAAUAUGAAUUCAUUGGAAGAUAUAGAUCCUUCUUUGUAGGAUGGAUUUUAAAUAGUGUAUGAUAGAGAAGUACCUCUUGAGCUAAGAACAAUCAUCAACAAUUAGCAAUCCUAAGAAGUAGGAAGUCUUGAGAGCAUUAAAGUCAAAAUUUUAAUUAAGCCCAGUUAGAAUUAACAUCCUGGUGGUGAUUUAAGUGAUUAAGCAAUUAAAAUAGAAUUUACUAGCGAAACAGAUUUGUUCUUUUUCUAUAUAACAAUCAUCAAUUAUGAAUCUUUCAAGUAAAUCAAAGAAGACAAUAAGUUAAAAAUGGAGUACGGUUAAUUCCUCUAGUAGUUGAUUAAGCUUUUUAAUUAAUGCUAUAAAGAACCCCAUAAUUUUUUUGGUAUAUUUGAAAUGGAAGAAGAAGGAAGAGCAAACUUGAAACUGAUAGAAAAUAUGGAAUAUAAGUUCUUAGAAAUACUUUCUCUAGAUUUCGUAGCUUGUGAGGAAGAUUUAGUUAAAUAAAAUGUUAUUUAUAGGUAUAAUAUUUUAAAGGCAAAGAUGCUUUUCGUUUAAAGUAGACUUGAAGACAUUUCAAACCUAAUAAAGCUGAAAAAUCCUUCACUUUUAGUUUAAAUAUAAAAAAAUACUUUAUCAGGAAAUUUCAGUGCUUCAACCAUGAGAAAUAGUGCAAACUAAAGCAAAUAUAAUCCAAAUAAUUCUCGUUUCUUAAAAUGA
Messenger RNA from Tetrahymena thermophila SB210, 768 nucleotides. Its product is annotated as alpha-1,3-mannosyl-glycoprotein beta-1, 2-N-acetylglucosaminyltransferase, putative. The record is from RefSeq and is a predicted model, not a curated record. The transcript is spliced from 6 exons. Lineage: Eukaryota; Ciliophora; Oligohymenophorea; Hymenostomatida; Tetrahymenidae.